Messenger RNA from Oncorhynchus gorbuscha (pink salmon), 20629 nucleotides. Its product is annotated as collagen alpha-3(VI) chain-like. Lineage: Eukaryota; Metazoa; Chordata; Actinopteri; Salmoniformes; Salmonidae. The record is from RefSeq and is a predicted model, not a curated record. Gene Ontology annotation, molecular function: protein binding; serine-type endopeptidase inhibitor activity. Bases 15 to 20291 code for a protein of 6758 amino acids. The transcript has 62 exons.
UUCAUGCUGAUGCUAUGAAAAGAGAUAUUGUAUUCCUGCUGGAUGGUUCUGAUGGCACAAGGAGUGGAUUCCCAGCAUUGCGAGACUUUGUUCAAAGUGUAGUGGAUAAACUCUCUGUGGAGGAAAACAGAGAAAGAGUUUCUCUGGUUCAGUACUCUGACAAACCAGAGGCCCAUUUCUAUCUGAACUCGCACAAAACAAAGGAUGCCGUUAUUCACGCCAUAAGUAAUAUGAGGCACAAGGGUGGAAGGAGCCUAAACACUGGGGCAGCUCUCCAGUUUGUGAGACAUAACAUCUUUACUGCCUCCUCUGGCAGUAGACGACUGGAAGGUGUACCCCAGGUCCUGAUCCUUUUGACUAGCAAGAAAUCCAGAGAUGAUGUUACGGGCCCUGCUGUAGCUCUUAAAGAUCUGGAAAUUGUGUCAAUAGGGGUCGGAGUUGGGGACGCCAAUUUCCGUGAGUUGGAAAUAAUUUCCUUCCAACCCGGUUUCACAUUCCAGGUCUCUGAGUUGUCUGAGUUGCCCUCAAUCCAUCCACAGUUUGUUGCUCUUCUUAAAAGAAUGUCAAAAGACACAGAAGAAGCUGUGGCUCCUGUGACUCAUGGAAUUCCUGAUUUAGUAGUGGAUACGGAUACAGUGAGCAGCAAAAGGGACAUAGUGUUUCUCCUUGAUGGUUCAGACGACUCCAGAAAUGGAUUGCCUGCCAUCAGAGAGUUUAUACGAAGAAUGGCAAAUGAACUUGACAUCGAUGGGGACAAUGUUCGAGUUGCUGUUGUGCAAUACAGUGACGACGCUGCGGAGUACUUCCACCUGAAAGCUCACAAAACAAAAAGGGCUGUCAUCUACGCUGUUAGAAGCCUAAGGCAUAAAGGAGGAAGACCCCGCAACACCGGGGCAGCUCUUCAGUAUGUUAGGGACAAUGUUUUCACUGCUUCGUCCGGGAGUCGACAUCUGGAAGGGGUUCCUCAGAUUUUGUUUUUGUUAAUUGGUGGAGAGUCCAGUGAUGACGUCACAGCUGCUGCAUCUGAUCUCAAACGCCUUGGGGUUCUUUCGUUUGCCAUUGGGAUGAAAAAUGUCAGGCAAGAGGAGCUGCAGAGCAUUGCCUACUCUUCCAGAUUUAUUUUCAACCUACCAGUCUUUGGUGAACUUUUGUCCAUACAGCCAGAGAUCCUUGCCUUUGUCCAGUCAAAAAUGGGAAUUGAGCCCCCCACUAUUGUCGUUGAAUUAGAUGCUGCACAGAGAGACAUAGUGUUCCUAUUGGAUGGGUCUGAUGAUAGUAGGAGUGGAUUUCCAGCCAUGUGCGGAUUUGUUCAAAGAUUGGUGGAGAACCUCAAUGUUGGAGAGAACAAAGAUCGAGUUUCUGUGGUUCAGUACAGCAGAACUCCAGAGGCCCAUUUCUUACUGAACACAUAUCCAGAAAAACAAAGUGUUCUAGGUUCUAUUCGAAGCCUACAGCACAAAGGGGGUAGACCCCUCAACACCGGGGCAGCCCUCCAGUACGUAAAGGACAAUGUCUUUACUGCCUCCUCGGGAAGCAGAAGCCAAGAAGGCAUCCCUCAGAUACUGAUACUACUAAGUGGUGGCAAAUCUCAAGAUGAUGUUGGAAGUGCUGCUGCUGCUUUGAAACAGGGCAGAAUUGUACCAUUCAGUAUUGGUACGAGGAAUUCAGACAUUCUAGAGCUCCAAAUGAUCGCACAUAUUCCCUCCUAUGCCCUUUCUGUCCCUCGGUUUGAUGACCUUGAAAGCGUUCAACAGCAGCUUUUGUCAUUUGUUAAAAGGGUCCCUCGUCAGCCAAGAGUGUAUCAACCAACUGUAGUAGAUAACACUGAAUCCAAACAACUUGAUGUUGUAUUUUUACUGGAUGGCUCUGAUGAAACUCUAAAUGGAUUUGAGGCAAUGCGUGACUUUGUUCAAAGAGUAGUGGAGAAACUCACAGUGCAGGAGACUAGAGAUCAAGUCUCUGUGGUGCAGUAUAGCAAAGAACCAGAGGCCCACUUCUAUCUGAACACUUACACAACAAAGCAAGACAUUGUUGACGCUGUAAGACAACUGAGGCACAAAGGAGGGAUCACCCUCAACACUGGGGUAGCUCUCCAGUAUGUCAGGGAUAACAUCUUUACUGCCUCCUCCGGAAGUAGACGCCAAGAGGGCAUCCCUCAGAUUCUGGUUUUAUUGAGUGGGGGAAGGUCCAAUGAUGAUGUCAGAAAUGCAGUGAAAAACUUGAAAGCAAUUGAUGUGAUGGCAAUAGUGGUGGGGAUGAGGAAUGCUGAUACGCUUGAGCUUCAAACUAUUUCAGAUGAACCCAGCUAUGCUUUCUAUGCUCCAAAUUACAAUGAUCUCCCAAACAUUCAACAGCAAGUGUUCUCGGCUGUUCAGAGAGUUGCAAUAACUACUCCUGACUUGCCAACAACACUAAUAGAUGCAACAACGGACGACAGGAGGGACAUUGUAUUUUUACUUGAUGGUUCCGAUGAUUCCGGAAGAAUAUUCCCAGAUAUUCAAGACUUUAUGCAGAGAGUUGUGGAGAAACUCAAUGUAGAUGGGAACAAAGAUCAUGUGUCUGUGGUUCAGUACAGUGACACAGCAGAGAUGAAUUUCAACUUGGGUAUGCAUUCAACAAAAGAUGAUGUUCUUGAUGCUGUUCGAGGUCUGAGGCACAAAGGAGGAAGCCCUCUAAAUACUGGAGCAGCUCUCCAGUAUGUGAGGGAUAAUGUCUUUACUGCAUCCAGUGGAAGUAGAAGCCUGCAAGGUGUUCCACAGAUACUAAUACUGCUGAGCGGUGGAAGAUCUACUGAUGAUAUCAGAACUCCUGUCACAAAGCUCAAAGAAAUGGGAGUCAUUUCAAUCGGUAUUGGCACAGGAGAUGCAGACACACUUGAAUUGCAAACAAUAUCUCAUGAACCCAAUUAUGCUCUUUCCAUUACUGAUUUUGAAGACCCCACAAUUCAGAAAGAAUUGCUGUCAUUGUUAACAGAAGCAUCCCAUCAACCAGAGCCAGCUGCUCCUACCAUUCAUUUUGAAUCUGACAAAAAGGAUGUUGUAUUUCUCAUUGAUGGAUCUGACAACUCUAACACUGGUUUUGAGGGGAUUCGUCGCUUUGCAGAGAAAGUAGUGGAGAUUCUUAAUGUGGAGGAAAAUGGCGACCGGGUGGCCCUUGUUCAGUACAGUGGGAACGCCACACCCAAUUUCUAUCUGAAUUCAUACUCUUCUAAAAAUGACGUGCUUAAUUCAAUAAGAUCAAUGAGGCACACAGUUGGAAGACCUCUCAACACUGGCACAGCCCUGCAGUUUGUGAGAGACACCGUAUUUACAGCUUCAGCUGGAGGCAGACGUGCUGAGGGUGUGCCUCAAUAUCUAUUUGUCUUCAGUGGAGGGAGAUCUAGUGAUGAUAUAAUGGGACCAGCACAGUCAUUGAGAGGGGAUGGAGUAAGAACAUUUACCAUUGGAACAAGGAAUGCUGAUACGUUGGAGUUACAAAUGAUAUCUUUUAAACCAGGAGACUCUUUUUCUGUUUCCAAUUUUAACAACCUUGACAGCAUACACUCUUCAGUGACAGCUUUAAUAAAUGGUGUUCGGGAAACACCUGAAAUGUCAACUGUCAUUGACAAUUCCACUUUGUUGACAUCAGAUAUCCAGAGGGUGGAUGGGGUUGAUGUUGUAUUUCUACUUGAUGGAUCUGAUGAGAUGCAAAAAGGUGUCCAAUCAAUCUGUGAUUUCCUUGGUCAAUUUGUUGAACAUCUUGACAUCGGGCCAGACAAAGCACAAGUUGCUAUGAUCCAGUACAGUAACAAACCUACCACUCAUUUCCUAUUGAACACGUACUCAUCGAAGAUUGAUAUCAUGGCAGAAGUACGCAAUAUCAAUCUUGAAGGAGGAAGGUCCCGCAACACUGGGGAAGCUCUUGAUUAUGUAAAAAACAAUGUCUUUAAUACCUUCUCAGGAAGUAGACGCCAAGAGGGCAUCCCUCAGAUACUGAUACUGAUAAGUGGGGGAAAAUCACAAGAUGAUGUUCUGGUUCCAUCUGAGAGUCUGAAGGCAGAUGGAAUAGUGCUUUUGACUGUUGCGGUAAAAUAUGCAGAUGGAGCGGAGAUGCAGAGCAUUGCAUACAGUCCUAAUAAGGCAUAUUUGCUAAGAGAGUUUUCUGACCUUUCUCUUGUUAGACAACAGUUGCUCUCAGCAGUUGUCUCUCAUAAAGAUACAGUAAGACCGGGCUUAGUUCAAGGCUCCAGUGUGAAAAGAGACAUAGUUUUCCUCCUUGAUGGAUCUGAUGAUGUAAGGAGUAGAUUUACAGAUAUACGAGAGUUUGUUGCGAAAGUGGUGGAAAAGUUUGAUGUCGACAAGGGAAAAGAUCAAGUUGCUGUUCUGCAGUACAGCAACAGUGCAGCAGUGAACUUUAACCUGAAUGCGUACAAGACAAGAGAUGAUGUGCUUUCAGCAGUCAGAAAUCUGAGGCCAAAGGGUGGGAGGCCACUAUAUACUGGCACGGCCCUCCAGUUUGUGAAGGACAAUGUCUUUACUAAUAAUGCUGCAAGUCGACGUCAUGAAGGUGCUGAACAGAUCCUAGUGCUUCUGACUGGUGGCAGAUCUAGAGAUUCUCCUCGAGGUCCUUCCAGGGCCCUCAAGACUUUGGGGGUUGUAACAUUUGCUAUUGGAUCAAUGAUGACCGAUUUGGAAGAAAUGCAAUCAAUAUCAUCUCUUCCAAAUUAUACUUAUUCAGUCCAUGAUUUUGCAAACCUUCAAAACAUCCAGCAAAGUUUGGAGACAAAUCUUGCUCAAGUACGACCACAGGAGGUACCUAGAGUUGUGGAAAGUGAUGGAAGUAGGAGAGAUAUUGUGUUUCUUCUGGAUGGAUCAGAUAACACCAGAACAGGAUUCCCAGCUAUUCAGGAGUUCCUCCACAAAAUCAUUGAAAAUCUCAAUGUGGAACAAAAGAAUGACAGAGUGGCUGUGGUUCAGUUUAGUGACGGUGCAGUGGCAAACUUUUAUUUGAAUUCAUUUCUGAGAAAGAAUGACAUGUUGAACUCUGUGAGGGGCGUCUCACACAAAGGGGGAAGAGCCCUUAAUACUGGAGCAGCUCUUAAGUUUGUGAAAGAAAAUGUAUUCACAAGAUCCUCUGGGAGUAGACAAUUGGACGGUGUGAAACAAAUGCUCAUUCUCCUCAGUAGUGGACGGUCAAGAGACAAUGUGGAUGCACCAGCCUCUGCUCUCAAGGAGCUCGGGGUGUUAGUUUUUGUAAUUGGAACAAGGAGCUCUGACAGCAGAGAAUUACAGAAGAUAUCCUAUGACCCCAGUUAUGCCCUCUCCGUGUCGGAAUUUACUGACCUCCCCAACAUCCAACAGCAGCUUCUUUCUGCCAUGAACACUGCCGUUAUACAGGACACAACCAUGACACCAACACUAAUACCGACAAUAGUAGUUGAGAGUCAGGCUCCCAGGAGGGAUGUUGUGUUCUUGCUGGAUGGAUCUGAUGGCACUAGGAGUGGAUUCCCAUCCAUGCGUGACCUUGUUCAAAGAGUGGUGGAGACACUCAGUGUGGAUGAGAACAAAGAUCGCGUUGCGGUGGUCCAGUACAGUAGAGAUCCAGCCGCCCAAUUCUAUCUGAACACAUACACAACAAAGGGAGAGAUUCUCAACACUGUAAGAGGUCUGAGACACAAAGGCGGGAGACCUCUCAACACUGGAGCAGCUCUCCAGUACGUGAGGGACAAUGUCUUUACUGCCUCCUCCGGAAGCAGGCGCUUGGAAGGCGUUCCACAGCUACUGAUUCUGUUGAGUGGUGGAAGGUCCGUUGACAAUGUUGACGCGCCAGCCUCUGCUCUGAAGGAGCUUGGGGUACUGGUCUUUGGAAUUGGAACAAGGAGCUCUGAUAGCAGAGAAUUGCAGAGGAUAUCACAUGAUCCCAGUUACGCUCUGUCUGUCUCAGACUUUACUGACCUUCCGAACAUCCAGCAGCAACUUCUGUCCUCGGUGGAGGCAGUGGUUAUUGAUGUUACUCCAGAAUCACCAACAGUUUUAGUUGAUCAUGACCCCGCCAGAAAGGAUGUGGUAUUCCUUCUGGAUGGUUCUGAUGGCACAAGGAAUGGAUUCCCAGCAAUGCGUGAUUUUGUUCAGAGAGUAGUAGAGAAACUCAAUGUGGGAGGAGACAAAGACCGCGUUUCUGUGGUCCAGUACGGUAGAGAUCAAGAAGUUAAUUUCUAUCUGAACACAUACACCACGAAGGGCGACAUUCUUGACAUCGUCAGAGGUCUGAGGCACAGAGGAGGUAGACUCCUCAACACUGGGGCAGCCCUCCAGUAUGUAAGGGACAACGUCUUUACUGCUUCCUCAGGAAGCAGAAGCCAAGAAGGUGUCCCUCAGAUGCUGAUACUGCUGAGUGGCGGGAGGUCCAAUGAUAAUGUUGAUAUACCAGUUUCUGCCCUCAAAGAGAGUGGGGUCUUGAUCUUUGGCAUUGGAAACAGAAAUUCUAGCAAAGAGGUUCAAAGGAUUGCCUCUGACCCCAGUUAUUCCCAGUCUGUUUCUGAAUUCUCUGAUCUCCCCAGCGUCCAGGAUAAGUUUUUCUCCUCACUCAUUACUGUACACGAUGGCGCAACACCCAUUUCCCCAACAGUCAUAGUGGACCUAAGCGUCGCCAGAAAGGAUGUAGUAUUCUUGCUGGAUGGUUCUGAUGGCACAAGGAAUGGAUUCCCAGAAAUGCGUGACUUUGUUCAAAGAGUAGUGGAGAAACUCACUGUAGGGGAGAACAGAGAUCGAGUCUCUGUGGUACAGUAUAGCAGAGAACCAGAGGUCCACUUCUAUCUGAACACUUACACAAGAAAAGAAGAGGUUGUUGACACCGUAAAAGGGCUGAAGCACAAAGGAGGGAGAACCCUCAACACUGGAGCAGCUCUCCAGUAUGUCAGGGACUACGUCUUUGCAGCCUCCUCUGGAAGUAGGCGCCUUGAAAGUGUUCCACAGAUUCUGAUACUGCUAAAUGGUGGAAGGUCCUUUGACAAUGUAGAUAAACCCGCUUCUGCUCUCAAGGAGCUUGGUGUCUUGGUGUUUGGAAUUGGAACAAGGAGCUCUGAUAGCAGAGAGUUACAGAAGAUAUCCUAUGACCCCAGUUAUGCCCUCUCCGUGUCUGAAUUCACUGACCUCCCCAACAUCCAACAGCAGCUUAUUUCUGCCAUGAACACUGCCGUUAUACAGGACACAACCAUGACACCAACACUAAUACCAACAAUACUAGUUGAGAGUCAGGCUCCGAGGAGGGAUGUUGUGUUCUUGCUGGAUGGAUCUGAUGGCACUAGGCGUGGAUUCCCAUCCAUGCGUGACUUUGUUCAAAGAGUGGUGGAGACUCUCAGUGUGGAUGAGAACAAAGAUCGCGUUGCGGUGGUCCAGUACAGUAGAGAUCCAGCCGCCCAAUUCUAUCUGAACACAUACACAACAAAGGGAGAGAUUCUCAACACUGUAAGAGGUCUGAGACACAAAGGCGGGAGACCUCUCAACACUGGAGCAGCUCUCCAGUACGUGAGGGACAAUGUCUUUACUGCCUCCUCCGGAAGCAGGCGCUUGGAAGGCGUUCCACAGCUACUGAUUCUGUUGAGUGGUGGAAGGUCCGUUGACAAUGUUGACACGCCAGCCUCUGCUCUGAAGGAGCUUGGGGUUUUGGUCUUUGGAAUUGGAACAAGGAGCUCUGAUCGCAGAGAAUUGCAGAGGAUAUCACAUGAUCCCAGUUACGCUCUGUCUGUCUCAGACUUUACUGACCUUCCGAGCAUCCAGCAGCAACUUCUGUCCUCGGUGGAGGCAGUGGUUAUUGAUGUUACUCCAGAAUCACCAACAGUUUUAGUUGAUCAUGACCCCGCCAGAAAGGAUGUGGUAUUCCUUCUGGAUGGUUCUGAUGGCACAAGGAAUGGAUUCCCAGCAAUGCGUGAUUUUGUUCAGAGAGUAGUAGAGAAACUCAAUGUGGGAGGAGACAAAGACCGCGUUUCUGUUGUCCAGUACGGUAGAGAUCAAGAAGUUAAUUUCUAUCUGAACACAUACACCACGAAGGGCGACAUUCUUGACAUCGUCAGAGGUCUGAGGCACAGAGGAGGUAGACUCCUCAACACUGGGGCAGCCCUCCAGUAUGUAAGGGACAACGUCUUUACUGCCUCCUCAGGAAGCAGAAGCCAAGAAGGUGUCCCUCAGAUGCUGAUACUGCUGAGUGGCGGGAGGUCCAAUGAUAAUGUUGAUAUACCAGUUUCUGCCCUCAAAGAGAGUGGGGUCUUGAUCUUUGGCAUUGGAAACAGAAAUUCUAGCAAAGAGGUUCAAAGGAUUGCCUCUGAGCCCAGUUAUUCCCAGUCUGUUUCUGAAUUCUCAAAUCUCCCCAGCAUCCAGGAUAAGUUUUUAUCCUCACUCAUUACUGUACAUGUUGGCGCAACACCCAUUUCCACAACAGUCAUAGUGGACCUAAGCGUCGCCAGAAAGGAUGUAGUAUUCUUGCUGGAUGGUUCUGAUGGCACUAGGAAUGGCUUCCCAGAAAUGCGUGACUUUGUUCAAAGAGUAGUGGAGAAACUCACUGUAGGGGAGAACAGAGAUCGAGUCUCUGUGGUACAGUAUAGCAGAGAACCAGAGGUCCACUUCUAUCUGAACACUUACACAAGAAAAGAAGAGGUUGUUGACACCGUAAAAGGGCUGAAGCACAAAGGAGGGAGAACCCUCAACACUGGAGCAGCUCUCCAGUAUGUCAGGGACUACGUCUUUUCUGCGUCCUCUGGAAGUAGGCACCUUGAAAGUGUUCCACAGAUUCUUAUACUGCUAAAUGGUGGAAGGUCCUUUGACAAUGUAGAUAAACCCGCUUCUGCUCUCAAGGAGCUUGGUGUCUUGGUGUUUGGAAUUGGAACAAGGAGCUCUGAUAGCAGAGAGUUACAGAAGAUAUCCUAUGACCCCAGUUAUGCUCUCUCCAUGUCUGAAUUCACUGACCUCCCCAACAUCCAACAGCAGCUUCUUUCUGCCAUGAACACUGCCGUUAUACAGGACACAACCAUGACACCAACACUAAUACCAACAAUACUAGUUGAGAGUCAGGCUCCCAGGAGGGAUGUUGUGUUCUUGCUGGAUGGAUCUGAUGGCACUAGGAGUGGAUUCCCAUCCAUGCGUGACUUUGUUCAAAGAGUGGUGGAGACUCUCAGUGUGGAUGAGAACAAAGAUCGCGUUGCGGUGGUCCAGUACAGUAGAGAUCCAGCCGCCCAAUUCUAUCUGAACACAUACACAACAAAGGGAGAGAUUCUCAACACUGUAAGAGGUCUGAGACACAAAGGCGGGAGACCUCUCAACACUGGAGCAGCUCUCCAGUACGUGAGGGACAAUGUCUUUACUGCCUCCUCCGGAAGCAGGCGCUUGGAAGGCGUUCCACAGCUACUGAUUCUGUUGAGUGGUGGAAGGUCCGUGGACAAUGUUGACACGCCAGCCUCUGCUCUGAAGGAGCUUGGGGUUUUGGUCUUUGGAAUUGGAACAAGGAGCUCUGAUCGCAGAGAAUUGCAGAGGAUAUCACAUGAUCCCAGUUACGCUCUGUCUGUCUCAGACUUUACUGACCUUCCGAGCAUCCAGCAGCAACUUCUGUCCUCGGUGGAGGCAGUGGUUAUUGAUGUUACUCCAGAAUCACCAACAGUUUUAGUUGAUCAUGACACCGCCAGAAAUGAUGUGGUAUUCCUUCUGGAUGGUUCUGAUGGCACAAGGAAUGGAUUCCCAGAAAUGCGUGACUUUGUUCAAAGAGUAGUGGAGAAACUCACUGUAGGGGAGAACAGAGAUCGAGUCUCUGUGGUACAGUAUAGCAGAGAACCAGAGGUCCACUUCUAUCUGAACACUUACACAAGAAAAGAAGAGGUUGUUGACACCGUAAAAGGGCUGAAGCACAAAGGAGGGAGAACCCUCAACACUGGAGCAGCUCUCCAGUAUGUCAGGGACUACGUCUUUGCAGCCUCCUCUGGAAGUAGGCGCCUUGAAAGUGUUCCACAGAUUCUGAUACUGCUAAAUGGUGGAAGGUCCUUUGACAAUGUAGAUAAACCCGCUUCUGCUCUCAAGGAGCUUGGUGUCUUGGUGUUUGGAAUUGGAACAAGGAGCUCUGAUAGCAGAGAGUUACAGAAGAUAUCCUAUGACCCCAGUUAUGACCUCUCCGUGUCUGAAUUCACUGACCUCCCCAACAUCCAACAGCAGCUUAUUUCUGCCAUGAACACUGCCGUUAUACAGGACACAACCAUGACACCAACACUAAUACCAACAAUACUAGUUGAGAGUCAGGCUCCCAGGAGGGAUGUUGUGUUCUUGCUGGAUGGAUCUGAUGGCACUAGGCGUGGAUUCCCAUCCAUGCGUGACUUUGUUCAAAGAGUGGUGGAGACUCUCAGUGUGGAUGAGAACAAAGAUCGCGUUGCGGUGGUCCAGUACAGUAGAGAUCCAGCCGCCCAAUUCUAUCUGAACACAUACACAACAAAGGGAGAGAUUCUCAACACUGUAAGAGGUCUGAGACACAAAGGCGGGAGACCUCUCAACACUGGAGCAGCUCUCCAGUACGUGAGGGACAAUGUCUUUACUGCCUCCUCCGGAAGCAGGCGAUUGGAAGGCGUUCCACAGCUACUGAUUCUGUUGAGUGGUGGAAGGUCCGUUGACAAUGUUGACACGCCUGCCUCUGCUCUGAAGGAGCUUGGGGUUUUGGUCUUUGGAAUUGGAACAAGGAGCUCUGAUAGCAGAGAAUUGCAGAGGAUAUCACAUGAUCCCAGUUACGCUCUGUCUGUCUCAGACUUUACUGACCUUCCGAGCAUCCAGCAGCAACUUCUGUCCUCGGUGGAGGCAGUGGUUAUUGAUGUUACUCCAGAAUCACCAACAGUUUUAGUUGAUCAUGACACCGCCAGAAAGGAUGUGGUAUUCCUUCUGGAUGGUUCUGAUGGCACAAGGAAUGGAUUCCCAGAAAUGCGUGACUUUGUUCAAAGAGUAGUGGAGAAACUCACUGUAGGGGAGAACAGAGAUCGAGUCUCUGUGGUACAGUAUAGCAGAGAACCAGAGGUCCACUUCUAUCUGAACACUUACACAAGAAAAGAAGAGGUUGUUGACACCGUAAAAGGGCUGAAGCACAAAGGAGGGAGAACCCUCAACACUGGAGCAGCUCUCCAGUAUGUCAGGGACUACGUCUUUGCAGCCUCCUCUGGAUGUAGGCGCCUUGAAGGUGUUCCACAGAUUCUGAUACUGCUAAAUGGUGGAAGGUCCUUUGACAAUGUAGAUAAACCCGCUUCUGCUCUCAAGGAGCUUGGUGUCUUGGUGUUUGGAAUUGGAACAAGGAGCUCUGAUAGCAGAGAGUUACAGAAGAUAUCCUAUGACCCCAGUUAUGACCUCUCCGUGUCUGAAUUCACUGACCUCCCCAACAUCCAACAGCAGCUUAUUUCUGCCAUGAACACUGCCGUUAUACAGGACACAACCAUGACACCAACACUAAUACCAACAAUACUAGUUGAGAGUCAGGCUCCCAGGAGGGAUGUUGUGUUCUUGCUGGAUGGAUCUGAUGGCACUAGGAGUGGAUUCCCAUCCAUGCGUGACUUUGUUCAAAGAGUGGUGGAGACUCUCAGUGUGGAUGAGAACAAAGAUCGCGUUGCGGUGGUCCAGUACAGUAGAGAUCCAGCCGCCCAAUUCUAUCUGAACACAUACACAACAAAGGGAGAGAUUCUCAACACUGUAAGAGGUCUGAGACACAAAGGCGGGAGACCUCUCAACACUGGAGCAGCUCUCCAGUACGUGAGGGACAAUGUCUUUACUGCCUCCUCCGGAAGCAGGCGCUUGGAAGGCGUUCCACAGCUACUGAUUCUGUUGAGUGGUGGAAGGUCCGUUGACAAUGUUGACACGCCUGCCUCUGCUCUGAAGGAGCUUGGGGUUUUGGUCUUUGGAAUUGGAACAAGGAGCUCUGAUAGCAGAGAAUUGCAGAGGAUAUCACAUGAACCCAGUUACGCUCUGUCUGUCUCAGACUUUACUGACCUUCCGAGCAUCCAGCAGCAACUUCUGUCCUCGGUGGAGGCAGUGGUUAUUGGUGUUACUCCAGAAUCACCAACAGUUUUAGUUGAUCAUGACCCCGCCAGAAAGGAUGUGGUAUUCCUUCUGGAUGGUUCUGAUGGCACAAGGAAUGGAUUCCCAGCAAUGCGUGAUUUUGUUCAGAGAGUAGUAGAGAAAAUUAAUGUGGGAGGAGACAAAGACCGCGUUUCUGUGGUCCAGUACGGUAGAGAUCAAGAAGUUCAUUUCUAUCUGAACACAUACACCACGAAGGGUGACAUUCUUGACAUCGUCAGAGGUCUGAGGCACAGAGGAGGUAGACCCCUCAACACUGGGGCAGCCCUCCAGUAUGUAAGGGACAACGUCUUUACUGCCUCCUCAGGAAGCAGAAACCAAGAAGGUGUCCCUCAAAUGCUGAUACUGCUGAGUGGCGGGAGGUCCAAUGAUAAUGUUGAUACACCAGCCUCUGCUCUGAAAAAAAUAGGAGUUAUGAUAUUCAGUGUUGGAUCUCGAGCCUCAGACAUUAAUGAGUUACAACGCAUAUCCUUUGAUCCAAGUUAUGUUCUUUCAGUGUCUGAGUUCAGUGAUCUUCCAAACAUCCAAGAGCAGCUACUCACAAGAGUUGAAACUUUCAAUAUUAGUCUUAUGGGAGAAACUAUGAUGGGACAUAGAGAUGUUGUAUUUCUUCUGGAUGGUUCUGAUGGCACAAGGAAUGGAUUCCCAGCAAUGCGUGAUUUUGUACUCAAAGUAGUGGAGAAUCUCAAUGUGGGAGGAAAGAAAGACCGCAUUUCCGUGGUUCAGUAUAGUAGAAAUCAAGAGGUACAUUUCUAUCUGAACACAUACACCAAAAAGGAGGACAUUAUUGACAGCAUAAGACAUCUGAGGCACAAAGGUGGUAGACCCCUCAACACAGGGGCAGCACUCCAGUUCGUUAAAGACCACAUCUUUAAAGACACCUCUGGAGGCAGACGUUAUGAAGGUGUCCCUCAGAUAUUGAUUUUGCUGAGUGGUGGACAGUCAAAUGACGCUGUUAGCCAAGCUGCCUUUGAUAUGAAAGGUCAAGGAAUUCAGAGUGUUGGCAUUGCCAUCAGACAGGCCGACACUAGAGAAAUGCAGUCAAUUACGUCUGAUCCACAGCUCAUCCUUGUGGCACGAAACUUUUCAGAUCUGCCAGCAAUGCAUCUGGAGCUUUUAUCAUCAAUUGCUCAGGUUUCCAGUCCUGGUUUGAUAGUGCAAUCGCGGAUUGGACGACGUGAUGUUGUGUUCCUCAUCGACGGCUCAGAUAGGAGUCGGAGUGGGUUUCCUGCUAUGCGAGACUUUGUACGAAGAGUUGUGGAAAACCUUGACGUUGCCGAAGACAGAGACAGAGUAGCAGUGAGCCAGUUCAGCAGUGACGCUGUAGUGUACUUCUACUUGAGUUCCUUUUCAUCCAAGGACACUGUCAUCAGCAAGAUACGAUCAUUAAGACAUAAGGGAGGAAAAUCACGCAACACUGAGACAGCUCUACAGUAUGUUAAGGACAAUGUCUUUAGCACCAUCUCUGGAAGCCGACAUCUUGAAGGUGUUCCACAAGUACUGAUACUGCUCACAGGAGGACCCUCCAGUGAUAGUGCUAGGCAGCCGGCUUCAACACUUAAAGAUCUUGGCAUUUUGAGCUUAAGUAUUGGCACAGACUCAGUUGGUCUUCCCACCACUGCUCAUAAUUUUGUUUUUCCAAUCACUGACUUUGGAGAGCUUCCAGACAUCUUAUUAGAUGUACUGUUCACUUUAAAGCAUACCACUCGUAUUGCUGAGUCUCAGGGUCCCAAGAAGGAUAUCGUCUUCCUUGUUGAUGGCUCAGAUGGCGUCGGAAGGGAGUUCCCCAUCAUCCAGGAGUUCAUCAGCUCAAUCGUGAAGGACCUCAACGUGGGAGAGAACAAGAUCAGGAUUGGUGUGGUGCAGUAUGGCGACUCCCCCAAUGCAGAUAUCUACCUAAACUCCCACACAACCAAGGAGGGUGUUAUGAAUGCUGUCAAGGGACUGAGGCAGCGAGGCGGCCGGGAACGUAACCUGGGUCAGGCAGUGGAGUUUGUCAGCAGUGAAGUGCUGAAUGUUCGACGUGGCGGCAGGAAGGAGGAGGGUGUUCCACAGUUCCUGAUUGUCGUUUCUGGUGGAAGGUCCACAGAUGAUAUCCGUCGACCUGCGACCUCACUGAAGAAGUCAGGCGUUUUGCCCUUCAGCAUCGGGACCAGAGAUGUAAACUCUCAGGAGCUUCAGGUUGUUUCCUAUGUUCCCAACUUUGCAUACACUGUGGAUGACCUCCCUGGCCUGUACACAGUCCAGGACAAACUGAUCUCCACGCUCACAGAGAUGUCCGAUGACGACAUUGCCAGGCUACGUCCUGUUUUCCCAACUCCGGAUGUCAUAGUACCCACUGGCGGAGAAAAGAGGGAUGUGGUGUUCCUCAUUGACGGCACAACAGCUGUGCGCAGCGAGUUCCCCGCCAUCCGUGACAUGAUCGGGAGAGUCGUGGAAAAGCUGGACGUGGGUCUGGAUCGGGUGAGGGUGUCAGUGGUGCAGUACAGCGACGAUGCCAGAACGGAGUUCCUCUUGAACGAGCACUCCACCAAAGACGAGGUCCGACAAGCCACGAGGAAGAUUCAGAGCAGGGGUGGAAACCGUCUAAACACUGGCCGUGCCCUCGAUUGGGUCUCCAAGAACAUCUAUCAGAGAUCAGCCGGUAGCCGCAUUGAGGAGGGUGUGCCUCAGUUCCUCAUUCUAGUCACGGGGGGAAAGUCCAACGACGACGUCUCUGGACCAGCCAACCAGCUGAAGACCAACCUGGUUGCCCCUCUUGCCAUCGGGGCAAAGAAUGCCGACCCCAACGAACUGAGGCAGAUCUCCCUGAAGCCAGAAUUCGCCUACUCCAUUAACAACUUUGGCCAGCUUCCAACAGUGGAGCAGCAGCUUAUUGCUUCAGUCAACACCAUGACCACCACUGACAUCUCCAGUAGUUUUGUCCCUCCUGUUUUGGAUAUUGCUAACCUCAACAUGGGGAGGAAGGACAUCAUCUUCCUCAUAGACGGCUCGGACACCACAGGGUCCAGUGGCAUCGCCCACAUCCGUGACUUCAUCCUCAACAUCGUUCAGCAGCUGGAUGUGCAACCUGACCAGGUUCGGGUCGCUGUUGUCCAAUACUCUGACAAGGUCAAGACGGAUUUCUCUCUCAAUUCCCACAACAACAAGCCAGCUGUGCUCUCUGCCAUCAAAAGACUACGCCAGCAGGGUGGCAGAUCGUCCGAUCUAGCCAAAGCCAUCGAGUAUGUGAUCAGGAACGAGCUGAAAUCCUCAGCGGGUGUCCGGCUUGCGGAGGCCUCCCAGCAUCUAGUGGUCCUCACCGGCGGGAGGUCCCCCACUGACGUGUCUGUGUAUGGCCCUCUGCUCAAAGGCUCUCGGGUCAACUGCAUUGGCAUUGGGGCUGGCGGAGCAGACUCCAGGCAGCUCAACCAGAUUGCCACCAGCUCUGCCGAUGUUCUUCAGGUACCUACUUUCCCCGGCUUGCCUACCAUUAAGGAGAGGUUCAUUGCCAGGCUCAAUGGGACAAUCCCAGAGGAGGCCCCUACAGAAAUUGAUGACCCAACUUCAGGACUCCCGAAAGCCAAGGCUGCUGACAUCGUGUUCUUGGUGGAUGGCUCCAUCAACCUUGGCAAGGACAACUUCAAGGAAGUGAUGGAGUUUAUCCUGAACCUUGUAGACCUCUUCUUCACCGAGCGUGACAACCUGCAGAUUGGCCUGGCCCACUAUGCCACUGACGUCACCGACGUCUUCUACCUCAACACCUACAAGACCAAGGAUGACAUCAUCAACGCCCUUAGUCGCACAGAGUACAAGGGUGGCCGCAGGAUCAACACGGGUGCUGCCAUUCGCCACGUGCAGGAGAACCACUUCAUCAAAGAUAAAGGCAGCAGGAAGGAUGAGGGCAUCCCCCAGAUCCUGAUGAUCGUCACUGGCGGAAAGUCAUCCGACGAUGGCAAGACUGCCGCUCUGGGGUUGAAGGCCACCGGUGUCCGUAUCUACGCCGUUGGCGUGGGCGACAUUGAGGACGAGUUGAACAACCUGGCAAGCGAGGCCUCCACGGUGGCCAGGGCGAGCACGUUCAUGGAGCUCUCUGAGCUCAACGAGCAGAUCUUGGAAACAUUGGACGACGAGGUGAAGGGCAUCAAGCUGUGCACUGGCGUGAGCCAGGAACCCUCAAAAGCCUGCAGUCUGGAGGUGUUGGUGGGCUUCGACGUGUCCUCGCAGAACAUCUUCCAGGCCCAGAGGAUCCUGGAGUCCAAGAUGGGUGCCAUCCUCCAGAGGAUCACCAAGAUGACGGGCAUCAGUUGCUCAUCGGGACAGAUCCCCUCGAUCCAGGUGGGCAUCCUGGCCAUGGAUAGCGCCUCGGAACCUGUCCACUUGGAGUUCACGGACAACGCCGACAUGCUGUUUGAGGCAUUCCGGGCCCUGCGCAAUCGCGGCCCCUAUGUCCUCAAUGCCAAGACCAUUUCCGCAUACGGUUCGAUGUUCAAAAGCCGAGCCACAGACGCAGUCAAGGUUGUGAUCCAUCUGACUGACGGUCUGGAUGGCCAGUAUAACGAAAUGAAGAGAGGAGUUGAAGAACUUAAGAUUUCAGGUGUGAACAGCUUCAUCCUGGUGGGUCUGGAGCGGGUACCCAGGUUUGAGGAGGCUGUGCUGCUGGAGUUUGGCCGAGGCUUCAGGUACACCAGACCCCUCCGAGUCAAUGUCAUGGACCUGGACUACGAGCUUCUGGAGGAACUGGACAACAUUGCUGAGAGGGAGUGCUGUGCAGUGCCAUGUAAAUGCACCGGCACAAGGGGAGACCGAGGAGCAGUCGGGCUUGGAGGAUCCAAGGGCAGCCCAGGUGGAGCAGGCGGAGCAGGACAUCCCGGAGAUGAGGGAGGACCCGGAGACAGAGGUCCUCCUGGUGUCAAUGGAACGCAAGGUUUCCAGGGCUGUCCUGGACAGAGGGGCAUCAAGGGUGGUCGUGGAUACUCUGGAGAAAAGGGGGAAUAUGGAGAGAUCGGCCUGGAUGGCAUAAACGGAGAAGAGGGCAAGAGUGGAGUCGCUGGACCCCCAGGAGACAGAGGGCACUCUGGGAGAAGGGGACCCAAAGGAACUAAAGGACAUGCAGGAGACAUCGGGGAUACAGGAAUCAGAGGAGAUCCUGGAACCACAGGUCAAGAUAACAAUGUGGCUGGACCUAAAGGAGACCCAGGCGAUGUCGGCCCAGUGGGAGAGCCAGGGGAGGAUGGUAAGAAGGGAGGCCCCGGUGAACCAGGCAGGACGGGUUCUGAUGGUAGAAGAGGCCCACCUGGACAAGCUGGAACCCCUGGCAAACCCGGAGGCGAUGGUGUGCAGGGAGAGCCUGGUAUUGGAGGAUCCAGAGGCCAAGCUGGACCAAUCGGUGCACCUGGAACCAGAGGUGAGGACGGAAACCCUGGACCAAGGGGUCCAGGAGGAGCCCAGGGAACCCCCGGAGACAAGGGCAGGAGAGGAGCUCUGGGUCGCAAGGGUGAGCCAGGAGAGCCCGGACCAAAAGGCAUCGUGGGACCUCUGGGACCUCGUGGUGAGCCUGGCGAAGAUGGUCGAGAUGGAUUUGGUAUCGCAGGGCCCAAAGGAAGAAAGGGUGAUGAGGGCUUCCCGGGAUUCCCAGGACCAAAGGGGGCGGCAGGUGAUGGAGGAAACAAUGGCGGACCAGGACCCAUAGGAAACCGUGGCCAGAGGGGUGUUUCAGGUGAAAUCGGUACUCCGGGUCAAAAGGGAGAGGUUGGAUACCCCGGGCCUUAUGGCCAGAAAGGACCGAGAGGACCUGGCGUUGUGCAAUGUGACCUUGUGAAGAAAAUCAGAGACAACUGUCCUUGCUGCUAUGGUCAACAGGAGUGCCCUCUCUACCCCACUGAGCUAGCCUUCGCCCUGGACGCCUCAGACGGAGUGGGUCGGCCCGCCUUCAACAACAUGCGUGACGCUGUGCUCCGCCUGGUCGGCAACAUCACCAUCUCCGAGAGCAAUUGCCCACGCGGUGCCCGCGUGGCCCUCACCCUCUACAACAACGAGGUGACCACCGAGAUCCGCUUUGCCGAUGCACUGAAGCGCCGCUCCCUGGUGCAGCGUGUGGAAGGCUUGCAGGCAUUACAGACGCGCAAACAGCGCAGCCUGGAGACAGCCAUGAACUUCCUGGCACAGAACACCUUCAAGAGGGUGCGCAGCGGCUUCCUCAUGAGGAAGGUCGCCAUAUUCUUUGUCAACGGGCCAGUGAAGGAUCAGCGGGCAGUCAGCGCCGCGGCCCUCCGUCUCUAUGACUCUGGCAUCGCCUCAGUGUUUCUGGUCAACAAAGAGGAUGGCCAGCUUACCAGAGCCCUGAAGAUGAACAACACGGGGUCAGCACUGGGUCAGGUGAUCGUACUGCCUAAUCCCGGAAGUGCACAGUACAACUCGGCUAUCCAAAAGGUCAUGAGCUGCCACAUCUGCCUAGACUCCUGUGCUCCAGACCAAAUGUGUGACUACGUCCCCCCUCAGCAGUCGAGAGACAGGAGGUCCUCCACCACCGACGUGGACAUUGACAUGGCCUUCGUCAUGGACAGCUCCGAGACCACCUACCCCACUGUCUUCACCGAGAUUAAACGCUAUGUUGCUCACAUUGUAGAGCAACUUGAAGUCUCGUCAGACCCUAUGGCAUCCAUCCACCACGCCCGUGUGGCUGUGAUCCAGCAGGCACCCUACGAGUUCCUGCGCAACAGCAGCGGCUCGCCGAUCCGCGUGGACGUGGGUCUGACCGACCACCGCUCGGCCCAAGACAUCCGCAACUUCCUCCUGGACAAAACGCCCCAACUGGAGGGUGGGCGGGCGCUGGCGGCAGCCAUCGAGCACACGGUGGAGCAGGUGUUUGAAAGGGCGCCCCACCAGCGUGACCUCAAGAUGCUGACAUUGUUCGUGACAGGCCCAGUGGAGGAGGAUGAGGAGCGGCUGGUUGCCGUGGCCACCGAUGCCAAGUGCAAGGGCUAUUUCUUGGUCAUCCUGGGCGUUGGCGAGAAACUUAGUGCUGGGGACGCCCGCGUGAUGAUGCGCAUGGCCAGUGAGCCCUCCGACGUCUUCUUCAAGAGGCUGACCAGCACCUCACACUUCUACGACAAGCACAUUCAGAACUUUGGCCGACUGCUGCCCAAGUAUCUCAGCAUUGAGAACGCUUUCUACAUGUCCCCCGAAGUCUCCAAAAACUGUCAUUGGUACCAGAGUGACCAGCCAUUCCCCAAGUUCCCCUUCCCCAAAUCACACCACAGCCAAGAGAAACAUCAAAAACACCAUGAAAAUCACCAGGCAGUCCAUCCAAGAAAGCACAAAGACCAAGAGGAGUUGCACGUAACCAACACCACUUCCAGUGGCCUGACCCUGCACUGGGCCAGCCCAGACCCCAAGCUCAUAGCCUACUUCGAGGUGGUGGUGACGCGCCUGCGCGACCACACACUGGUGCUGAGGAGGAAUGUGACAGGCACGGAGCUCACUGUAGGCGGCCUGGAGAGCGCCCAGACCUACCACGCCGUGGUGACCACACGCACCGCCCAGGGCCACGUUGCGGCCACACACAAAGGCAUUAUUACCACCAAAGCAGCAGCAGAGCAUAAGAUCGCUGCUCCCAUGGAGGUGACUGGUAUCAUAGCCACUACACCACUGGACAAACCAGAGAUUGCUAACGAGCUCACAGACCCAUGCUCUCUUGACUUUGACCCUGGAUUGGCGUGCAAAAACCAUCAGGCUAAGUGGUUCUUUGACAGAAAGAAUGGGAUCUGUACCCAGUUCUGGUAUGGUGGUUGUGAAGGCAAUGGCAAUAGGUUCGAGACUGAAGCCCAGUGCUUGAAACGCUGCAUGAGGUCAGAACCUGAGCAACAAGUGGAACAGCUUCAGACUGAGAUCCUUUCAGCUCCCGCGGCCUUGACAGGAGUGGAAAUCUGUCAGCUCCCCAAAGAGGAAGGCGCAUGCGCAAAGUUUGUUCUCAAGUGGCACUACGAAGCACUCAGCAAGAGCUGCACACGCUUCUGGUACGGAGGCUGUGGCGGCAACCAGAAUCGCUUCGAAACUCAAGAGGAGUGUGAGAAGGCCUGUGGAAAAGCAGCUCUGCCUGGAGGGCAAAAGGCAUGGGAUUGGUUGGAUGAAAGCCGCGCAAACCCCGAGCGGCACUCACAGCGACGAGUGAGAAUGAAAGGAAAGAGAAGAAAAGGCUCGCUAGGUGCACCUGUCAACCAAGGAGUCAUUGCCGCAAUACGAACAUAGGAGGACAUUGAUUCAUUGUCAACAUAUUCCUCUUCUGAGAUUCGGAAGAAAACCAAUUCAAAUGGCAAAAGAAAAGCUAUACCAAAGGAAAGGUGGCUGCACUGGAUUCCAUGAACAGGAUUUGAUCAAAAACAAUCUUGAAGUAGUCUUUUUCACAAAAUGAAAGCAACACAAUUUGCUGCAUGAUUUCUCCUACUGGUGCUACAUAGUGUUUUUUAGUUCUCUGAUGGAGUUGCAGAGUACAUCCAGUGUUUGUAAUGUAAAACAUUCUGCAACAGUUACACCAUAUGUUUAACAUAAAAUAAUAAACUCAUGAGAAUAAGGUUUUAUAAUUAAAA